Molecule: messenger RNA, 4378 nt
Organism: Micropterus salmoides (largemouth bass)
Lineage: Eukaryota; Metazoa; Chordata; Actinopteri; Centrarchiformes; Centrarchidae
Gene: ergic3
Product: ERGIC and golgi 3
Exons: 15
Coding region: 88-1284 (398 amino acids)
Biological process (GO): endoplasmic reticulum to Golgi vesicle-mediated transport; retrograde vesicle-mediated transport, Golgi to endoplasmic reticulum
Cellular component (GO): endoplasmic reticulum; endoplasmic reticulum membrane; Golgi membrane
Source: RefSeq, a predicted model, not a curated record
GUGAAAGCCGAGGACUAAUGUAAGUCUGGAGUGUAGGAAUCUGUCGGUAACAUUUGUGUUCAGCGGUGGUGUUUUCUGGUGUAGAAAAUGGACACGUUAAAUAAACUGAAGCAGUUUGACGCUUAUCCCAAAACUCUGGAGGAUUUCCGAGUGAAGACGUGGGGAGGAGCGACCGUCACCAUCAUCAGCGGUGUCAUCAUGUUAAUUCUGUUCGUCUCUGAGCUGCAAUACUAUCUCACUAAAGAGGUUCACCCUGAGCUGUACGUCGACACGUCGCGGGGAGACAAACUGAAAAUCAACAUCGACGUCAUUUUUCCUCACAUGCCCUGCGCGUAUCUCAGUAUAGAUGCGAUGGACGUGGCCGGUGAGCAACAAUUGGACGUUGAACAUAAUCUGUUCAAACAGCGGCUGGACAAAGACCUCAAACCUGUCACCCAAGAGGCUGAUAAACAUGAUAUCACUGGAAUACAUGACAAGAAACAACUUGGUAAAGCUGACGAUGGUGAAGUGUUUGACCCCAGUACACUGGACCCAAACAGAUGUGAGAGCUGCUAUGGAGCUGAGACUGAAGACCUCAAAUGCUGUAACACUUGUGAUGAUGUGCGAGAGGCGUACCGGCGUCGAGGCUGGGCGUUCAAGAACGCCGACACCAUCGAGCAGUGUAAGAGGGAGGGCUUCACACAGAAGAUGCAGGAGCAGAAGAAUGAAGGCUGUCAGGUUUACGGCUUCUUGGAGGUCAAUAAGGUGGCAGGAAAUUUCCACUUCGCUCCAGGAAAAAGUUUCCAGCAGUCUCAUGUCCACGUGCACGCUGUGGAAAUUCAUGACCUGCAGAGUUUCGGCUUAGACAACAUAAACAUGACCCAUCUGAUAAAGCACCUGUCGUUUGGUAAAGAUUACCCCGGCAUCGUUAACCCUCUGGACGAGACAGAUGUCACAGCGCCACAAGCAUCAAUGAUGUACCAGUACUUUGUGAAAAUUGUUCCCACCAUAUAUGUGAAAACUGAUGGAGAGGUAGUAAAAACAAACCAGUUCUCAGUCACCAGGCAUGAGAAAGUGGCCAACGGACUUAUAGGAGACCAGGGCCUGCCAGGCGUGUUUGUUUUAUAUGAGCUGUCACCCAUGAUGGUUAAAUUCACAGAGAAACACAGAUCAUUCACACACUUCUUAACAGGAGUUUGUGCCAUUAUUGGAGGUGUAUUUACAGUGGCCGGUCUGAUCGAUUCGCUCAUUUACCACUCAGCUCGGGUUAUUCAGAAGAAGAUCGAGCUGGGCAAGGCGUCCUAACAGUGCCCCCUGCUGGCUUCCACGGUGCAACACAGACCAAGACACGGACACGGAGAUAGAAAGAAAAGGGACAGACAAACGGACAGGAGUAGAAGUUUGGAAACAGAAUCAAGCAGUUUGUUUUCCUUCAGUCUUUCUGUCAGAUUGAGUGAAAGAAAUACAGAGAGAUGUUUUGAAUCAGCCAAGUUUUUAAUUCCUCUGUCUCUCUUUUCGUUGUGACAAAGCACUGGAGAGGAACUUGUGGGCUUUUUCUGAAUUUUGCUCUCCACUGUUAAAUUCGUUGCCAACAGGACAGAGUCAGAAUCAGACACUGACCAGAGACUUUGAGACUGAACUCCAGCAGAGACGAGGACACCAGGCUCCAGAAGUUCCUUCAUGGGGAACAGGAACUUCCCUCCCUCCCUCCUGUUUAUGACCUGCUUCAGCGCCGUUCAGUGCUCUAAACACUACACUGAAUGCUCGUCAGAGGAUCUAUGCUCAAGCGUUUGUUCCAGAGGGGUGAGGAUGAGAGGGCAAUGAGACAUUUUAAAGGAAUUUGUCACCCACAUGUUUAAUUUUCCCAUCAGUUACUGACCCCAUGUAAACCUGGACUGCUUGAUUGGACUCGCCUUUCUUAAUGCAGCAUCACAGAAAUGUUUUCUAAUGAGUACAAGAAAAUUACAUUGUGAUAUCAAUGUAACAGAUGUAUUGAGAUCACAGAGUGAUUGGUUUGGCUGUAGGUUUAAUGAUGUCUGAUGAUAUAUUUCAUACUUUUCUUUUUUUUCAGCAAAUCCCAUGAAAAAAGACAACAAUAAUGUAUUUAAUAUAAGUAUUCUAAUGAUCCAAAGCCUGAUAUAUUUAAUUCUUCUGGGCCACACAGUGAGCCACACUGUUGCACUGGGUGAGCACACACACUGGAUUUUUUUUUGUCUCAAUCCCACACACACUACUGUGCUGCUUGAAAUGCUCACUAGAGCACCAAAAAGUAGUCACCAACAAAUAUACUAUUUUGUCGUUGUUUGAGUAACUUUUGAUAAAAAACUACAGCUGUUUAAGGGGAAAAAUCCUGAGCCACCUUUAAAGAUCUGUGGUUCAGUAGGAACAAGUGAGCUUGGGUCUUGGAGAGCCACAGACAUGAUGGAGACGUCAGAAAGUAGAGCGAAGGACUAACGCAUUGUUGGUUCUGGUCUUUUCAUGGGAUUUAUUGACACUAAGAACAAUACAGUAUUGUCUGCCUUCUAGUUCUCUCCACACGCACACUGUCUGUUUUUUAGACAAAUCAGGAAUUUAGUGUUUAAGUGUUUAAAUGUAUUAACCUUAAAUAAAAUUCCACUCCUUCAGAUAAACCCACGUUCAAUGCCAAGCAGGAUCUGAAAGGAGUAUUAGAAUACAAGUUUGCCAAACAAGUCACUUGUUUUGAUAUUGUUGAAAUCUCUCGCUCUAAUCGCUCUGUUCUCUGUGAAUGUGAGAAAGAAGUCAUCCGGUACUUCAGGCAUCAAGUUGUGAGUAGUUGCAACGAAACAUUUUGGGUGACAAGUUCCCUUAAAGACUUGCUGUAUUCAAAAUGCGUGAGACCAGCUGAUUUUCAUUUGAAACAGCUAAAACGACAGCACUUUGCAGGCAUAUUUUUUAGCCCUCGCUUGUUUUAAAGCUACUAUGUGUAGGAUUUUGUAAGUUGAGACAAUCCCAAUGGAGGUUGGUGCAGCCUGGUUUGCAUUGGAUCUGUGGGUGGUGGUGCAUGUUAGUCUAUCCUGAUAAUCGAACAGAAUUUUGUUUACGUCAUUAUUGACGUGUUCCUGUCUGAUCCAGGAUUCAAGUCCAGCUCGUCAACACAAACUUAUGCAGAUCGUACACAUAGUAGCUUUAAAAAGAAGUUGCUUUUAAGACUAAAUAAAUGACUAAAUGACUUGAACCAUGAAGGACUACCUGCAGAGUGCCAAAUUCUUUCAGUGUUGUAAGUGUUAUGGCAAAACCAACAUGUGGCUCAGUUUCUUUUGUCCCCCAGCUUUCUUUAUCUCAGAAUAUAAAAAUGAACCUUGACCAGAAAAAUCAAUGUAGCUUUUCCGACUGUGCUCUGCUUUUCUUUCUCCCCUUUCCUCGGCAUCCAUCCUCAGUGACCAACACCUCAUGUUUUAAAUUGUUUGCUACUAGAAAAUGUAUGCAAAUUCAGGCACAGUUUUUGGGAAAGUUGCCUCCCUUAUUGACAAAAUGACCCUUUUCCUGACUUUUCCCUCAACGUGAUCAUGCAGCUAUUUGGAAAUGAACACUUCACAUGAUUUUGCCUUUUUUUUUGUUUAACCUUCAGAGUGUAAAUACUGUACAGACACAUCCACCACUGCCUCAGAGAAGGGAGGGAAACUAAACCGUAUAUAACUCCCAACAGAUGAAGUGUUAUGCUGCACUGUGUCAAGUGUUAAAAUGCACUCAGAUUAGGUGAGAUUCAUUUUUAAUAUAGGGAAAAGGGCUGCUUCUAUUCUGCCUAUUUCAUUCUUUCAUUCGCUGGGAUAAGAGAACACCCUGUUAGACUGCUGUCAAACAACAUGCUUAUGUUUUUGUAUUUUAGUUUUGUAUUUUGUCUGUGGUUGUAAGGAAUGUUAAUAGGACCAUAACACAAGCAGUUGCUUAAGAUGAUGCUCCUCCCCCUGUGGUCCUGUGAGGUCUCAAAAGUGUUAUUCUCAUCCAGAAACUCAUUCAGAUAAUGACAGGGCCGGCAGGGAGGCAGCAGGAAGCUCCCGACCACAAGAACACAGCGUGUAAAUGUUGGGUUGAUUCUGACCAUAUGAGACCCAGAUGUUUCUGCUGGUUUGAUCUUUGCCUGUUGUUUGCCUCUGUUUAUUUUGACCGUCCUGAGUGUUAGAUAGACAGAAACAGACUCAGCAAGGUGAGAAUGUUGCUUUAAAAGGAAUUUGUCUGAAAAGACCACAAUGGUGGUUUCACAUGUUUUUGCCCAUUAACCACAAAUCAGGCAGUGUAUAUCACAACCUUCCAGUUUUAUUUUAAUAUAAUAUCCGAUAUUUACAGAUUGGAACUUGGUUCAUGAGUCGACUGCCUAAUAAUUCACAGUUUUUGUUCAGAAGUUCCAGAUCCUGAAGGCUCCUCUUUCACCUGCAAUACA